Messenger RNA from Xyrichtys novacula (pearly razorfish), 15200 nucleotides. The record is from the annotation of a GenBank genome assembly. NCBI's taxonomy places the organism in Eukaryota, Metazoa, Chordata, Actinopteri, Labriformes, Labridae.
GGAGAAGCGCGUCGGCCAUUUUCCUCGGAAGGGGGCCUCGGCUUCAACACGUGAGAGAGAGGAGCCUGAAGAGACUGAAACAGUCCAGGAUCUCUGACUCCGAGUGGAUAUCAUUCAUGUGUGAGCCGGCAGAGGCGUAGGAAGCCAGCACAAUGCCCACAAUCACUCUUCCGCCGAAGGAGAAUGCUCUCUUCAAGAGGAUAUUGGUAGGCUCAAUGCGAUAACGUUAGCGUGCGGCUAAUGCUAGUGACAAAGUAGCCGUCAGUUUUAGCAGUCAGAGCAAUUUCACCAAAUUGGUAAUUACAUUUAACAACAGAUGCAAUAAGCACAACAAGAAAAUGUAACUAAGAAGGUGGUAUACCUGAAAUUAGCUGAUGAGUUUGACUUGGCCUUGUAACACAUCUAAAGUAUAUCAAUGACAAAGCUGCAGGACACAUGACAGCCACACACAACUUAGUGAACUACAGUUUAUAAAGUUACCCUGCUGCUCUGCCGGUAAAAUACAUCACUAUUCACCCUGAAUAUGCAGUAUAAACAGAUGUGUGGAGUUUGGGUCAUUCGGGACAGCACGUACAGACACAUGCCGGUUAGACUCAGUUUUAAUGGACCUCUGCUUCAAUAUAACAAGACAGUCACCGUGGAAACAACGUUAUUUCAAGAUACUGUCAACUUUAACUAUGAAACAUACUGAAAUAAAACAUUUAGCCUAAGUUGGAAACAAGGUAGCAGGGGGGAAUUACGAAAUAACAAAGACUUUAUCAAAUGCUCAGUGUGAAAUCACAGACUAUUUUGGUCCAUUGGUCGAGGCUGGAAGGUGGCUUGGUUUCAUUUACUCACAUGAUCAAGUAGUUUUUUUUUUUUUGGUAUACUUUUACUUUGUUUUAAACCACUUUUCUUUCCUUUCCUUAUUUGUUUUUGAGGGAAGUGUUUUACUUUUUUCAUAGCAUCGUUUAAUGUCCUAAUGUACUUGUUGUUUCAAAGUUCUUAAAGCAGAAAGCUUCAACUAGUUUCUCUAAAUUUCAUUGUGUCACAAGAUUCAGUCCAAAAACAUUUUGCCUGCUGCAUUGCCCGGCAGUUUUGAUCAUUACAGUUCAUAAAGCCAUUAUUUCUGGUUAGUAAUAAAGAUCUUCUCUGCACAGCCAGCCAUGUCUAGGGAUGCUGAUGUUGCUAAAGUGUUGAAGAGCUUCACCCCAGUUAGCGGUCAAAAUCACAUGUUGAUGCUGUUGGUUAUUUCACAAGGUAGCUAGGGGAAAUGUACUUGGGGGGCAUAUUGUGUUACAAGCAAGCAUUGAGUGCUUGAGGUACAUUCCACAUAAAGUAGUCAUUGCUUCGACUUAAGUAGAUUAACAGAGCAGUAGUUGUACCUUUACUGAAGCUGAAUAUUUAAGUACUAUUCCUCCCCUGACAUGAGCAGUUGAAGCCAUUUUGAAGUUGUCUAAACAAGAUUUGAACCAGACUGACUGACACAGCCAGACAACUUUAUUUAGGUGUUAGACAUACACCUGAACACUGCCAUUAAGUGACAGUUAAUAGCUCUCGGCUUUAUGCAAACAUGACCACUGCAUUAAGGGUUUGCGUAUAAUUAAAUGGCACUAAUGUUACUGUAUGCCCAUGUGAAAUAAUCAAAAUAAAAAAGUACUGUAAAAGAAUUGUAGUAGGGCUUCCGUAUAUGAAUGUAAAUGAUUAUUUAUAUCUAUUUUGAAAUCAAAAUUUAGGUUUGAUUGUCAUACUCCUGUAAUUCCUGUUCUAAAAGCCUGAUGCUAUAUUUUAUUGAAUUAUAAUAAUAUUGUUACUCUUAGCUACAUUUUUGACUACUUUCUCAACUACAGGUAAAACAAAGGAUAAUCCCUGAUCCUAGAGGUGUCUGUCUUCUGUCAGUCUGGGAGUUGUGUUAAUAUAUUGUAGUGUAUGUUGCUCAGAUCUCCAGCAGGGGGUGCUCUGAGCUCCUAGUAUGAACUCAGAGUCUGGGUCAGUGAUCUGGUCUCUUGUCUGAUUAUAUCUUUUACCUUUAUUCCAGUAAUCUCUGUUUACGUUUCACACUGCCGAACAGAAGGUGGUUUUGGGUUCAUGUGCAUCUUUUCUUGCUCUCAGCAGAAAGGUCGGCUUCUUUCAGGAAGCUGGGAAUAGAGAAUUUCCCAGUUUGGAAUCAAUAAAGUAUAUCUAUCUAUCUAUGAACAAACAGCUUUUGAAGUGAUGUGCUUUUACAUACAUGUAUGUGCAGCACAGAGUGGGGAGCUAUUGGCCCACAAAUGUCUGAUGUGGAGUCUGUUCUGUCUUUUUUGCAGAGAUGUUACGAGCACAAGCAGUACAGAAAUGGUCUGAAGUUCUGCAAACAGAUCCUGGGCAACCCAAAGUUUGCUGAGCAUGGAGGUACGACACACAAUCUCUCACAGGGAAGAAGCUAGAAACAGUAAGCUGAUCUCAAUGUCAGCUUUUUCCUCCUACGUUUGAGCUGAGGGCAAAAAUAUUAUCACUUUGACCUUUAAUAUCUUUAAUAUUUGUCCUACUAUCAAAUGCAGAAUUGCUGCUGGCCAACAGGAUUGAAGGUUAAACAUUGGAAAAUAGUUCAUUAAUGUUUUCUUUUCAAAACUAUGAGGAAUUUUAUCUGCAGUCGUCCCCAGUUCUGACUUGAUCAUCCUCUCCUUGUUCUUUUCUUGCUGCCUCCUGCUCUUCAUUUUUUCUUAAAGUCUCUCAAAAACACAGCUUCCUAUUUUGUAAAGUUCUGUUUGGACGUCAGGUGAACAGUGUGAGGAGGAGCCUUAUUGUCAAUGGUGAACACAGAAAAAAAUAUUCAAACCAAGAGCUCAGUGGAAGACAACAUUGACCACACCCAGGCACACACAACUAUUAAAAAUGCACAAGAAGGUGCACCCUUGAAUUGAAAUGUAGUGUCCAUGUGAGGAAACACUGAGCAGGUCGCUCACUUUUAAGUGGACUACUGUCCUCCUCAGAUCUAACUGAGGUAAGGAAUCCAGACAUUUGACAAGUGUAUGUGUUCAGAGUGGAAAUGAGGGAGAUAUAAACUCCUUGGGCAACCAACCUGGUGACUGAAUCAGUUUAAAGAGAGAAAAUAUUCUGACUAAAACUAGACCAAAACUAAAAGUGCAAAAAGAACCCUCUUAAAUGUAACUAAAAACAAAAGCAUUUUCAGUAUAGACCUAAAACAUCUGUCAAAAUGAACACUCAUCUGGUACUGGGUUGGAAACCAAAGUGUCCCUGAAUGUCUCACGCCUCUCCUGUCUUCUGUUUGUGCUGCAGAGACGUUGGCCAUGAAGGGUUUGACCCUCAACUGUCUGGGCAAGAAGGAGGAGGCCUACGAGUUGGUUAGACGAGGCCUUCGCAACGACCUCAAGAGCCACGUCUGUAUCCUUCAAUCAGAGUUAAUUCCACACACAACGGUUUGACCUUCAAACUCAGUUGAACUCCAAAGCUGCUGAACCCAUCCUGUAACUCCUUGAAGACUUGCUCUUAAGUCUUCUCUGCUUUGACUCUCCUUGUUCAGAGGAACAUCUUUCUCAGUAAGGUCCUCUAUAAUUCAAGGGAAAAUAAACAUUCAUUCAGUCAGAAAACUUGCUUCUGACUGGCCUAUUUUGCUGUUCAUUUUGCCUGUGUGGGUGCAUCUAUAUACAUUUUGAGUUGUUCUCUGUGGCACUGCCCACAGCAACAGCAGCACUGUAUGUUUGAGUGGUCUUAGGCUAAGUCAGAAGAGCUGCUGUGUGACUUUAAAAACGUGCUCUGAGAUCUUUGAAGUAAAUAUCAGAGCUUAUCUGCACCCAGUUUGACUCUGGUAUUAGGAUAGCUUACGGUGACACAUGACACAACAGUUUUUAGAAUUGGAAUAAAGACAAACUCUUGUGUAGAUGAGACCUCAGCUGAUCCGACUGCAUAAGAGUCUGUUUGAUUUCAGUGUUUGUAGAAAUUGAACACACAGGGAACUGACUGCUAUCUACAGAGACCCCGUGUGUCUCCUACCUGUAAAAUGUGAACAUGCAGGCCACACCGCUGCAGCACAGAUGCUGCCCCCUGGCAGCCUGUCAAUGUCAUGAAGUUUUCCUCAACUAACUCACUCUCUCAGGCUGGCAUGUUUACGGCCUCCUGCAGCGCUCAGACAAAAAGUACGACGAGGCAAUCAAGUGUUACCGCAACGCCCUGAAGUGGGACAAGGACAACCUGCAGAUCCUGAGAGACCUGUCCCUGCUGCAGAUCCAGAUGAGAGACCUGGAGGGAUACAGGGUGAGGGCUUCCGGGGAGAUGAGAUUAAAUCAAAUAUAGCAGUGAAUGAAGGAGGCUGAAGGUAGUAAAGGCUUGGAUUGUAACCUGAGGGGCUUACACAGCAUGGAAACAUGAUGGUGAAGAUACAAACAGGUGUCUUAAGAGCUGGGGAACAUUCAUAGACAAAGAGUGAAAUCUUACUGAUCUUGACAUCAGGCAUUACGUCAGAGUUUGAUUAUUUGUGUCACAGCUGUGAAACAAUGCCACGAAGCCCCCGGCUCUUAUUGGGAUAUUAAAAUUGUAUAUCAUCUUACAUUUGUGUGGUGGUGGUUUUCUCCUCAUCCAGGAGACCCGGUACCAGCUGCUGCAGCUGCGUCCAGCCCAACGAGCCUCAUGGAUUGGGUACGCUGUUGCUUAUCACCUGCUGGAGGACUUUGAAAUGGCGGCCAGGAUAGUGGAGGAGUUUCGUAAAACACAACAAGUAGGUACAAACGAAGGAACGCUCCAUACAGCAUCUGCAUGAUCAGGAUUCAGGUUUCUGAUUAGGUCUUUUGUUUGCACAGGCACCAUUUGUUUUUAUUUAUGUAUUUAAGCAGACAAAGAUGCUAUAUCAGAUGUAAUUAGUCGGACUGUUGGCACUAAUGUUCUCGAUGGUUGCUUUUCUGAAAUCAUGGAUUGAACCUGACAGACUGGUCCUCAUUUGAUUUGAUAGUCUUGUUUAUCUACUAGGCCAGGUGGCUGUCAGCUGUCACAAUCUGGGAUAUAGUGUAUAUGUGUCACAGUAUCCUGUUGUCUUUUCCAGGUAGCACCAGGUUUUAAGCUUCUGAUAUGAGAAAUGAGAUUCAUGAAAACCCGAUCAUAACUGUGAUAUCUAAGUCCAUGGAAACACACUCACUGAUUCUUUCCUCUCGUGUGUGUGUGUGUGUGUGUGUGUGUGCAGACAUCUCCAGACAAGGUGGAUUAUGAGUACAGUGAACUGCUGCUGUAUCAGAACCAGGUCCUGAGGGAGGCCGGCCUGUACAAGGAGGCCCUUGAUCACCUCAAUGAGUACGAGAAACAGAUCUGUGACAAACUGGCUGUGGAGGAAACAAGAGGUGGGUGCAUGAUGUGACACGACAAAUGACAUGACGUGAAGUUCAAACAUUAGGAGCUCCUCAGAUAUGUUCGACAUUAACCAAACUUUAAAAUACGUGUCAUAUCAGUGUUUCUCAAAGAUGGUUUCUGUCAUAAUAGUUCUUAUCUGUCAUGCUGAUUCAUGUCCCGGUAUAAGGCUGUGAUAAACUGCUCUGUUGGAGGAGACAAAUGAGGCUCCUGCUGCGCUGGAUUAUCAGAAUAUAGAGCUAAUACUGUGUGUGUGUGUGUGUGUGUGUGUGUGUGUGUGUGUGUGUGUGUGUGUGUGUGUGUGUGUGUGUGUGUGUGUGUGUGUGUGUGUGUGUGCGUUUGUGUUUGUGUGUGUGUGCGCACAGGAGAGCUGCUGCUAAAGCUGGAGAGACCUGGGGAGGCCUGUGAGGUCUACACCAGACUCCAGGAGAGGAACCCAGAGAACUGGGCCUAUUAUCAAGGCUUGGAAAAGGCUUUAAAGCCAGGUGAGCACUGCUGUUGGACCCACACUUGUGUGCUGCCGCAGUUCAUAAUUAAGACUUUUCUCCUAAUUUUGGUACUGCUUUGAUUGAAUUUGAAGGUCUCAUUUGUGCGUGAACUUUGCAGGCUCUGAGAUGAUGCAACAAGAGAAAAAUCCAGACUCUUUGGUUUCUAACACCCGGUUACAGCUCUGCUCAUAAUGUAUGUUUGUGUGUGUUGUCCAGGAAGUAUAGAGGAGCGUCAGAAGAUUUAUGAGGAAACCUGGUUAAAGUUCCCUAAAGGCCUGGUUCCCCGAAGACUGCCUCUUAAUUUCCUCACAGGUAAACACAGUACAGCCUGCAGCACAGCUAAAUACCCCAAACAAACAAAAACCUCCAUCAGCAGACAGAGUCACUGUCUGAACCUCCUAAUAAUACAAGAAACAAUGAAAACCUCAACAAAACUCACAAAAGUCCUAUAAACUUUGUAGUUUGUAGCUAUAUGAGCGAUAUGAAAUACGAAGGGAGAAACAUCGAAAUCAAUCAAAAAUCUGUGAAGACGGUGUGUUUCUUUAUCUUUCCAAAAAACCUGCAGAGUUCAGAAAAGCGCUACAGUGUUCAGAACUUUUUUAUUUUUCCAAACUAAAACGUUCAGAAUGUUCUGUGUUUAAUGAAGCAGAAUUGUUCACACACAAACUUUGAAGGUUUCUAUCUUUGUGUUAAUUUUUGAGUGAAGAACUCCUACUCUAAUUCUGUGUCACUCUAUGCUGGAUGUCAGUACAAACCUCACUUUGCUGUAUCUUUACUGUGUGUUGUGUCGGCCAGGAGAGAAGUUUCGUGAAUGUCUGGACAGCUACCUGAGGAUGAACUUCAGUAAAGGCUGCCCACCCGUCUUCACCACCCUGAAAUCCCUCUAUACUGACAAAGAAAAGGUAAAGUAGACUCUCAUUCAAGGUCUGAGCUCCUGGUGUCAUCGCUUCUCACGCUGACCAAGACUUCUGGAUUGAACACAAAUUAAACCUCUGAGUCUUCAUAUCAGUUUGAUAACUUUGGAGGGAUGUCCAGCCCUGCAUGGACUAGAUGAGAUGUCCGUAGCUCUCAUUGUUUUACUCGUCUUUGGUUGAACUAUUUAUCAAAUAUCCACAAAUACAUACAGCGAGUGCGCAGUUUCACAUUGAGCUAAAUUUGUCACUGACCUGGAGGAGAGAUUAGAGGUUGUCAUUGAAGAUUCUUCCACACAUUGCAGCUUCUCUGACCUGAACCCAACCAACUCUCCUGAGCUCGUGUGUUUUCACCCUUUGAACUGCGAUUCCCUGGAGAAUAAGCUGCUGUAAAAUGGUUGUUGUUUCUGGAAUCUGACAAGCUGUUAGGCAAACCCAGAACUCUACUACAUUACAUCAAUUCAUGUUACAUCGUGAAUUGAGUGACAGCAGAUGUAAGUAAUCGAGCAAGAUGCUAGCUCAAAUUGCUGAGCUGCGACCCAUUAAAAAGUUCCCAGAUCAGCUCCAGUCUUAUCUUUGAUAUCAGGACUGAGACAUGCUGAGUUAAAGUGUUGGAGAACAGAUUGUGCCCGGCGCUUGAAUCAUCAGAUUUUGGUCCUUACAGUGAGUUAGUUUUAUAAAAAAGAAACAUACUGUUUUCUUUUUGCAGAUACCAAAUCUACUGAUAUGCCAAAGUUCCUGGGUGAACAGAUUCUCAGUUUUAUGCCAAAUCUGUAUAAGACGAUCAUUGUGGAGCAAUCUGAGCUUCAGUGACUUCCCCGCUCUCAUUUAAAUAUGUCGAAUAUCACCUCAGGCUGCAUUUGAGGAAUCUCAGAUCCAGACGUUUUUUUGAGACAGCUCCAGUUUCCAUAUUGAAAUACUUUUUCAGAAAUUCAGCUUGACUUGAGCUUGUUUUCUCCACACACAGGUCACAAUUAUUGAAGAGCUAGUGGUGGGCUUUGAAAGGUGUCUAAAAAGCUGUCGGAUGUUUAGUGAAAACGGUCAGUACUGUGUGAUCCAUAAAUGGCUUUCUUGUCUUUGCUCUGAGUUUAUUUGUGCUGUUUGGAUUCAUUUCUGAUGUUGAGAUGUUUCUGGAGCUGACUGUUGUAUAAUGUGUGCACAGAUGAUGGGAAGGAGGAGCCUCCUACCACCUUGUUGUGGGUACAGUACUUCCUGGCCCAGCACUUUGACUUCAUAGACCAGCCCAGCCUUGCGCUGGAGUACAUCAACACGGCCAUCGACAGCACGCCCACACUCAUCGAGCUCUUCCUCAUCAAGGCCAAGAUCUACAAGGUCAGUAUCAUCUCCACGGAGACCUCAUCAACAGGAAGUUUGAUGCUUUAAUGAAGUUUGUCAUAGAAAGGGAUACUCCACCAGUUUUUUCUUCUACAGGACAGACGACCCUCAUUUGCUGAAUUUGAACAUUAAACAGACACUAAUGAGAAUCUCACUUAGUCUAAGAGUGUCCAGGACCUCCUUAAAAAUGUUCAAUUGAACUGUUUUUUUUAAAAAUGUAUUUAUGAAAAAGUAAAAAAAAAAAAAAACUUAAUCUGUAGCAUGCAGCUAGAAGUUUUUUUUUUCUUCUUUUAACAUGAAACAAACAGUAAUUUGUUCCUCUAUUGUUUCAACCUGUGAACUGACCGAUCAACCAAAAGUCACAUUUGUUUCUCAUCAGUUUAACAUCUAACAAGUCCCCCUUUUCUUCCCUUUCCUCCUGCAGCAUGCAGGCAACAUAAAGGAAGCAGCACGGUGGAUGGAUGAGGCUCAGGCCCUGGACACCGCCGACCGCUUCAUCAACUCAAAGUGUGCCAAGUACAUGCUGAAGGCUAGCCUCGUCAAAGAAGCAGAGGAGAUGUGUUCCAAGUUUACACGAGUGAGAAACAGAAGCCCCUUCUUACGUUUUGAGAUGAUUUCAAACAUCUAGUCUCUAAAUCUUAGCUGAUUUGAUUUUCUCACAUGCACCUCACUGGACAUUAAUUGGACAGGGGGGCCAAGGUUGCACAUGCAGAAGGAGAUGUGUUCAAUAAUGAUGCUUGUUUCUAUGUAUAUAUAACUAAUAUGUUUAAUCAUGAUACAAACGUGAUAGUAGAAAAGAAAACAGACAACUAACGUGAGCAACAAAGAGCAAACACAAAGAGACUCCUCUAGAUGUUCAGAGUCAUGAGCAUUCACACUGACUCACCUGGAAUGCUGCAGGUCAUAACAUGCUGGAUCAGCACAUCAACUCACACUCAGUACGUUUAUAUGCAGUUUAAAAAAAAUGAUUGACAGAUGAAGAAAAGACAUAAAAAAAGACAAACAGCACAGACCUGUUAAAAUGAUAAAAGUGUUUUUAUCAUCCAGCUUUCAUCCCGUCAGUAUAUCGAUCAGGAGACGACCACAUAGAAAGAGGCUGACAAUAUCAUCUCAGUGAACUGAUCACAAGUGGACAGGUUUAAGCACAGCUGUACAUGUGGUGUGUUGAAGUGUGUGUUUGUGUUUUCAGGAGGGGACGUCUGCGGUGGAGAACCUGAAUGAGAUGCAGUGCAUGUGGUUCCAGACGGAGUGUGCCUUGGCCUACAAAGCCAUGAAUAAACUGGGAGAAGCUCUGAAGAAGUGCCAUGAGAUCGAGAGGGUGAGCUUCUCCUCUAAUCUGCUCCAGCUGUCACCAGUUCCUUCCCCCUCCCCUUAACCUCGCCGGUGUCCAUUUCCACCUUCAGUCUUUUCAAACGUAUGGUUCAGAGAUGAAAUCCACAUGUGAUUCAAGCUUCAUGUGUUUCUGUGUGGCCUCACAAUCAGCUGAAACUGACGCGGUAACGGAUCACACUUGGUCGGGUCUGUUCUGACUGCCCUGUACUGUUUGGACCAUGUGUGAUCUGUGAAUGUGUGCAGUAACAAGUAGUGAGCUUUGAGAGUGUUUACAGCGACAGAGUACUGGAAACACUCAGUCAUAAGGUAAACUUCUGUUGUCCCUUCUUCAAGUUUAAAGUCAGCUGAUAACAAUAACAUGAAGCGUCUCUCUGCACGCUCUGUGCAUGACUCGACCCUCUUUGAUAUGAGCUCGGUGGUUAAGUAUCUGGAUAAAACGAUUUUACCUCCUUGAAGGUGUGUUUUAAACGAUGACUCACUCAUCCUCAGAUAAUCUCUUUUUACACUCUCUAUGAUCCGGGUUAAAUAAAGGCAGUUAAUAGUAGGGUUGGGUAUCGAGAAUCGAGAAUCGAUGGGAAUCGGGACUAAAACUUCGAUUCUUCCGGUAUCGUUCAAAUAUUAAAAUUUCGAUUCCAAGUUUCGAUGCCAGAGUCUGCCGACCGGAAGAAAUAGCCGCCGAAAAUCAACGAAGAAGAAGCCGCUUAACACUAACGAGGACGGAGCGUAUGAGACGAAGCCACACAGAAAGUGAAUAGAGACAGAGAGAGAAAGUACAUUGUAACCCACAGCAAUGCAGCCGCUGUGGGUUACAAUGUAAUCUCUCUCUGUCUCUCUCCUCUCUCUGUGUGACUUCGUCUCAUACGCUCCGUCCUAGUUGGUGUUCGGCAGCUUCUUCUUCGUUGGUCAAAAGUUUGGCUAACUUUAGCAGGAAGAAUGAGCUCUUAUCUCAAUGCAACAUUAGCAAUACAGUUAUAUCAUGCAAAGGAGGGUAAACGACCAACGUGAUUAAACACCUCAGGAUUCAUGGAGGAGAAAUACCCGAGUGCUCGUCUUUGAUGCGCUUCGCCAGUGUUAUGCCAGAGAAUGCACCCCUGCCGUAGAAUGUCCCCCUGACGGGAGCGCGGUUGAAAGUACACAACAAGGCGAAACAAUCCAAGUUUUCCUUACCGUUGAACGGAAUCUAAAGCGUGUGCCUUUAAUGAUUUCCUUCAGGCUAUUCAGAUAUGCCGAAAACAACGGCCCUCUGAUUCAGAAUAUUUACUGUCCGGAAAAUAUAAUGUUCUGUACCUUAACAGCUAACUGUACAGUUUAUAUACCCAAGUACACCUCUAUAUGUGCAUUUUUGAGACACAUAAAAACAAAACGAAAGUUUACUGCUCCAUUUGACAUGUUUUCAUGAUCUAAUACUCGUGUUUUUUUAAAUAUGAGAUCAUUGUCUUCCACUUUAAGAAGCUAAUCAGUGGAGGGGAGGCAUUCUACGGCAGGGGUGCAUUCUACAGCACAACACCUGUCUUCCGCUAACCAGUCAGGAUCAGAUAAGUGAAACAAUAAAUUACUUCUGUCCUCUGCUAACUUUGAAGCAGUCAACUUGCACUGAGUACGGUGGGUCAACUUAAAUAUCCAACUAACGUUAGCCCUUGUGCUUUUUCAUAGACAAACGACCUGACAACAAAAAAUGAUAUUUAUAUACUGAUUGAAAAUAGCCCUGUGAGAAAUUCAUAGUAAAGUUCCUAAAAAGUUAAUAUGAUUUAAAAAUUCAUGGAGAAGUUCAGAAAUUUCAUCCAAAAAGAAGAGCUCCGGUUAGCGCCCUCAUUCAAACCAUGCUUUUUUUUUUUAUGAUAUCCUGCCUUUUAAAAGAAUCGAAAUAAAGAAUCGAUAGGAAUCGAAUUCGAAAUGAGGAAUCGAAAUCGGAAUCGGAAUCGUUCAAAAUCAAACGAUACCCAACCCUAGUUAAUAGUUGUAUGGUCUGAACCUGCUUCUUGAAUUCCUCUAACAGUCGCAGAUCUAAACACUGGCCUCCUCUUCUUCUUCCUCCUCUCCUUCAUUAGCAUUUUGUGGAGAUCACAGACGAUCAGUUUGACUUCCACACGUACUGCAUGAGGAAAAUGACGCUGCGCUCCUAUGUGGACCUGCUGAAGCUGGAGGACGUUCUACGGCAGCAUCCCUUCUACUUCAAAGCUGCUCGAACAGCCAUCCAGAUCUACUUGACGCUGCACGACAAACCUCUGACAGACGAUAGCAAGGAGAGCCAAGCAGACACUGGUCAGUGUGUGUGUGUAUUAGUUUGUCUGUUUGUCCAUGUGCAUGUGUGUGUGUGUGUUGGCCCUCUAAAAAGUUUGUUUUCAGGCUGUGAGUAAAGUGUGUGAACAUGCAACUGUAGAAGAACUGGGCCUGAAUAUUAAGACACGGAACAGACGAAAAGCAAAGUCAGAGACCAAAAGUUUCUGUUAAUUCUUUGCAAACACCAUAACCCUCAAAUUGUCAGAUAUUUGUGGUGCACAGGUGGAGGGACUGGCAGGAGUUUUAGACAGUCAGACUUUAUCAUUCUCUCAUGGACUUUUAGAGCCUGUUGAAUAAUUUAGUCUUCGAGACACGUUUCCUGUCAUCAGUCACUCUAAAUAAUGUGAAGAGGAAGAUGUAAAAACUAAUCAAAAAUGUAUUUAUGAGAGCGCCACAGAUGAAGCGGUCACUACUGAUUCUAACAACCAAAGCACUAAUCUUGAUGUCCACCAGAGGGCGCCCUGACCAGUUAAAAUCUUCAUCACAGCAGCACAGACAGACACUGGGCAACACUGGAGCUUAUUGAUAUGAGGUAGUGAGGGAUAAUCACCAAAUAAUAUUUCUCAUCUGUUUAACAUAAUUUACCGUACCGCUCUCUGUAGAGAACCUGACAGACAAAGAGCUGAAGAAACUGCGAAACAAACAGAGGCGAGCUCAGAAGAAGGCGCAGCUGGAGGAGGAGAAGAAGAACGCCGAGAAGGAGAAACAGCUGAAGAAUCAGAAGAAGAAGAAAGAGGAUGACGACGAGGAGAUCGGCGGGCCGAAGGAGGAGCUAAUACCUGACAAACUGGCCAAGGUGAGCUCAUUGAGUGUGUGUGAUCACAGGGCGUGAUCAGUUCUUGGCGAUCAUCUGAUUUCAGUGUUUACUUCCACUUCUGUAAUGUGUUAUUAGAAAAAAAAACAACCUUUACACGAUUCUGUCAUGAGUUCUUGAGUCAAUCUCACCAAAUGUAAACAUAUAACAGAUAAAAAUCAUGCUGUUAGAUAUCUGCUCAAGUCAUCAGGUAACUCCAAAAAUCAGACAAUGAUUGAUUUUGUAGUGUGCAUGUAAACACACUCAUUUGUACCUGUUGUUACAAGCUGCACAUAAUAACCUGCUUAGAGUCUGACUGCUAAAGAUAUCACGGAUUGCUCACUUCUUCUUCCAGCCGGAGAAUCCUCUGGAGGAGGCGGUGAAAUUCUUGAUCCCCUUGAAGAACCUUGUGAGGAACAAGAUUGAGACCCACCUCCUGGCCUUUGAGAUCUACUUCAGGAAAGGUCAGACUGCAACUGCCAAAGCGCAUGAAAAUACCUUUCACUCACACUUUGGGUGGUCUUGACUGUUUCCUUCAUUCCUCCAGAGAAGUACCUGCUGAUGCUGCAGUCCAUAAAGAGGGCCGUCCCCAUCGAGCCAUCCCACCCGUGGCUGCACCAGUGUCUUGUGCGCUUCUUCAAAGGAGGUGAGUGGAAAGUGCAGAUUUAAUUGAAUCAAAUCUCAUCAUUCGUUUGAGAGGAAAAUACCUGUUAUGAUCCAUGAAGAUGUCUGGGUAGUGGGAGAAACAGAUCAGCUGCCUACACGGUGCUGAGAUGUCAUGGUGGAUCAUGUUCUGCCUUCUCCAUACAGACUGUUUUUGCUGCAGACACCAUGACUUCACCAUGAUGAUACCUGAUUGAUCAAUACUGCACAGACUACAAACGUACCACAGACAAACAUUAGUGCAACAAAAGACAAAUAGGAAACUGAAUGAAAGAGUGAGUCAAGGUCGAGCCUUUGGUCAAGUUUACAGAUAUUAGCAGAUUGAAUAGUCUGAUCUCCUCCAUAUGUCGAACAGCUGAUGAAGGAACACCCCUACUCCAGCCCCCUUUUGUUAUGAUCUAAUCGAGCAGAUUUGUGAUAAGUGUUGUUGCCCUGAUGAUGGAUAUUACAAAGAUUUAAAAAUGUAAACUAGGACAUUAAAAGUCAUGCAUGUGAUAAAAAAGGUGCAGUAUUGUGAAAUACUGACAGGUUUGCGAAAGCUGCAGAUUCUUCCAGAGACGUAACUCUGAUGUAUAUGCCUCAUUUUAAACGUAGACUUUUGUGUGUCUGUGUGUGUGUGCGUGUGCAGUGGAUGAGAGCGCCGACUUGGCAGAGGCAGUAAGGACCGUUUUGAAGCAGGAGAUCUCCAGACUGUUUGGAGAAAGCAACCCUGAGAGCUUCAACAAGAACUACCUGAGCCAACACUCCAACUCUAUCCCACACCGACUGGCUGGUACUACACACACACUCUUACACGUACACACUCAACACACAGAGACAGACAGACAAGAAAGGACGCAUCAGUAUUGUCAGUAACCAGUGGAAUCAAAUGUGUUUUUAUAUGAUAUAGAUUUUACACCUGAGGUGAGGAUCAAAUGCUCAAAUGCUGUUUAUCUAGUUUUAUGCCCCGUUCUCCAGCAAAUAGACAGUCACAAUAAGAGUGACAGGUCAAGUUUAUAAUAGAAUAACUGAAGUUGAUUAUAACUGUAGCUGGAAAACAAACAAAAACAAAAGACAAUGAAAUAUGCUCUAGUUCCAGAAAGUGGAGUUUUCAGCUGAUGUACAAGCUGCAUGUCUGAAGGAGCUUUAUUUUGAAACAGCUUGUGAUCAGUGUGAGUCUCUGUCCUGUACCCACAGCUGCUAAGAUGAUGGUCUACCUGCAGCCGUCCUCUGAUAAGAUGGCCUGUGAGAUCGCUACAGCCCUGGACGAGUCUCUGUCCGGUAGAAGCAUCCAGGUGAGUGAUAAGUUACAAAAACCUUUACUUCCAAACAUGUACUCUGGUGUGUGUUCAUAUGUGUGUGUUCAUGUGUGUGUGUGUUUCCUGCAGAUCUGUACUGAGGUGCUUGAGGCGCUGCGUGAAGGGCAGCUGGGCGAGGACCAGCAGAAGGCAGCUGAGGCCUACCGGGCUGCCUGCCAUAAGAUCUUCCCCUACAGCCUGGCGUUCAUGCCCCCCGGUUACCAUGACAACAGCACCUCAAUCAGUGCCAAUGGCGACUUGUCAGCAGGAGAGCAUGAUGACAUGGCAAACGAAAUUUGAGCUCUGACAAUAGGAGGGAGAGAAGGAAGUGGAGGUGAAGGAGGAUGUGGGAAAACGCCAGACACUGUAGUCCGCCAACACACCCAGCCCCCCGCCUUCCUCCUCCUCCUCUUCCUCCCUUCUCCCCCUGCUAUGGCUGCUGUGAGUCGCCCCCCCCUCCCCACAUUGCACUGAUCUGGAUGGACUGAGCGCCUGAGGAGGUACAAGGAAAGGAGCUGGCACAUGCAGGAAGACAAACUUUUUUAAGUGAUAAAAAAGGCCCCUUCCACAGAUGAUCUGCCACUGUAAACAAAAACAGAUAAAUACAGGACGAGGAGGCAAAGGGGAUUCUGGGAAAAAGUGGACAUUGGAUGGCUUCAGUAAACACAGUCCAGGUUUUCUACGACUCCUGUGUUCUCACGCCAUGUUCUUCUUGAAGGUGCAUCUGCCUCUCACGUUUUUAAAAGUAAUUUAUAUAUUACAAACUGAGAAAUGGAUUAAUAAAAACAAUGUUUGCUAAACCAAAGAG